Messenger RNA from Fusarium falciforme, 369 nucleotides. RefSeq names its product Zn(2)-C6 fungal-type domain-containing protein. The record is from RefSeq and is a predicted model, not a curated record. Gene Ontology annotation, cellular component: nucleus. The transcript is spliced from 4 exons. Gene Ontology annotation, molecular function: zinc ion binding; transcription cis-regulatory region binding; DNA-binding transcription factor activity, RNA polymerase II-specific. The coding region runs from base 1 to 369 and encodes 122 amino acids. Lineage: Eukaryota; Fungi; Ascomycota; Sordariomycetes; Hypocreales; Nectriaceae. Gene Ontology annotation, biological process: positive regulation of transcription by RNA polymerase II.
AUGCCUCCUCGAUCACAGCCACGUGCUAUGACCUUCACCGGCUGCUGGACAUGCAAGAGAAGAAAAGUCCGAUGUGAUCUUCGACCAACAGCGUGCAGAAACUGUGAAAAAAGGGGGAUAGUCUGUGAAGGCUAUGGAAUCAGGUUACAAUGGGUUUCAGACUCGCUAGGACAGGCGGAGUCGAGAACUGGCCUUCAAGGGCGCCGUAGCCUUCGACUUGACCAGACUUGCAAUCUGUAUGAAUCAGCAACCAUCGACAACUUUCUCUCGGCUGUUGACCACGAGACUGAACACAAUGCAGUGGUGGCCAUUCGACUCCGACCUCCCAUCCUCCUCCUCAGGGUUGAAGCUCGACAACUCACCAAGUGA